UUACGAGACAGUAAAAAAAAAACAAUUUAUUUUUACUUUUCUUUUUAUUGUAGAAAGACACAUCUUUAACUACGUCAUCAAUGCGCGACGUCGCGUUGCGGUUCUGUGAAGGACAGAUUCGGUCCGCAAUGAAAUAACUGGGAUUUAAAGGUUUCUGUGUGGACUAGCAGCUGACUCCCUCCCCUGAUGUCGAUGUCCUGUUUAACUCGAGCCCUGCGCUCCCUGACGCUUUCCCAGCAUGCUCUGCUGCCCUCUCAGGUGGCUGCUCAGCUGAAGCUGGGAUCUCCGGCGCUCUGCACCGUCAGCCAGUGCAGAGGCUUCCUCACCACAGCCCCCCUGGAGCAGAACCGGACCCACUGGAAGCAGAUGGAGAAGUACAGCAUCAAGCCCAUGGGGAUGAAAAAGACUGGAGGCCGAGAUCACACAGGUAAAAUACGUACACACGGCAUCGGCGGUGGCCAUAAGCAAAAGUACAGGUGCAUAGACUUUCAGCGGUUACGGUAUGAAUCUGAUAAAGAUGGCCAGCCUUUUGAAGAGAAGGUUGUGGAGGUGCGAUACGACCCAUGCAGGUCCGCGGACAUUGCCUUGUUGGCAGGAGGGAGCCGUAAAAGAUGGAUCAUCGCGACAGAGAACAUGAAGGUCGGAGACAUCAUUAAGACAUCAGGACUGAUUGGACGUAUGGCAGUGUCAGCCAACGAGGGGGAUUCCUACCCGCUGGGAGCUCUUCCAGUGGGGACUCUGGUGAACAACCUGGAGGUAGAACCGGGGAAGGGAUCAGAGUACAUACGCGCUGCAGGUACGAGCGGCGUUUUGCUCCGUAAAGUAAACGGAACAGCCAUCGUUCAGCUUCCUUCAAAGCGGCAGGUUCAGGUGCUGGAGACCUGCAUGGUGACGGUGGGACGCGUCUCCAACAUCGACCACAACAAACGGAUCAUCGGCAAAGCCGGUCGAAACCGCUGGCUCGGCAUUCGGCCGUCCAGCGGCUUGUGGCAGAGGAAAGGAGGAUGGGCGGGGCGGAAGAUAAGACCGCUGCCUCCCAUGAAGAGCUACGUCAACAUGCCCUCCAUCUCCUCUAACCAAUAAAGCCGCCGUCACGUCGGGUGGAGGGCGUAUUGUAAUGUUUUGCUUAUGAAUGCAAUUCUUUUUUUUGGAGCAAAAUAUGAAUAAAGACAGUGUUUGUACAGAA
Messenger RNA from Cololabis saira (Pacific saury), 1186 nucleotides. It is a transcript of the gene mrpl2, whose product is annotated as mitochondrial ribosomal protein L2. The coding region runs from base 187 to 1083 and encodes 298 amino acids. Gene Ontology annotation, cellular component: ribosome. The record is from RefSeq and is a predicted model, not a curated record. Gene Ontology annotation, molecular function: structural constituent of ribosome; RNA binding. The transcript is spliced from 8 exons. NCBI's taxonomy places the organism in Eukaryota, Metazoa, Chordata, Actinopteri, Beloniformes, Belonidae. Gene Ontology annotation, biological process: cytoplasmic translation.